Molecule: messenger RNA, 432 nt
Organism: Neomonachus schauinslandi (Hawaiian monk seal)
Lineage: Eukaryota; Metazoa; Chordata; Mammalia; Carnivora; Phocidae
Product: interleukin-3-like
Exons: 5
Coding region: 1-432 (143 amino acids)
Biological process (GO): immune response
Cellular component (GO): extracellular region
Molecular function (GO): growth factor activity; interleukin-3 receptor binding
Source: RefSeq, a predicted model, not a curated record
AUGAACAGCCUCCCCAUCCUGCAUCUUCUCCUGUUCCUGCUUGGAUUCCAAGCCCCACAGGCACAGGGGCGGUCCUUGUCAACAUACCAGCCUAAGCAAUACUUGAAGAUGAUCAGUGAAAUUAUGGACCUCUUAAACACUUCACCCUCGCGUUCAGAAGAAACCUUGGACCCAAAUGAGAUAAACACCCUGCUGAAUACUACUCUUCUGAGGCCAAACCUGGAUGCAUUCUUGAAUGCUACCAAAAAUUUCUACAACAAUGAGUCACUAAUCUGGAAAAAUCUUAAGGAAUUCCUGCCACUCCUGCCCAAUCCCACAUCCAGGGGAGAACCAAUCUAUAUUGAGAAUAACUGGGAUGAUUUCCAAAAGAAGCUGAAAAAAUAUCUGGAAGCCCUUAAUAACUUUCUUUUAAGAACAAGCACUGAGUCCUAG